Messenger RNA from Cottoperca gobio, 5948 nucleotides. It is a transcript of the gene vwde, whose product is annotated as von Willebrand factor D and EGF domains. Gene Ontology annotation, molecular function: calcium ion binding; signaling receptor binding. NCBI's taxonomy places the organism in Eukaryota, Metazoa, Chordata, Actinopteri, Perciformes, Bovichtidae. The transcript has 31 exons. The record is from RefSeq and is a predicted model, not a curated record. Gene Ontology annotation, cellular component: extracellular region; cell surface. Gene Ontology annotation, biological process: anatomical structure development. Bases 113 to 5425 code for a protein of 1770 amino acids.
AUAGCAGCGGCUGCGCUCCUGUUGCUCCGAGCACACAGAGAGGACUUUCGUUAAAUCGGUGCCAGUGCUCGCGCUGUUUGGUUGCAAAGUCGCGCGCUGGACGCUGCGAAAGAUGAGACUUGAAACAGUUUUUAAACUUCUUCCGUGCGUUUUGUUUUUACUCCCUAACGUAAUGCACGCACAAACAGAGCUCCCUCCUGAGUGUGCACCGGGCGGCCACUCCAUCCUCCAGGACCCCUACCGCAGCACCACCUUCAGCUCCAGCUGGCUGCAGCAGUCGGCCCUGCAGGACUUUAUCUGCGACCACUCCCUCACUCCAGGAUGGUACCAGUUUCAGAUCUUUGACAAGCCGGCCAGCAUGCCCACCGAGUGUGUGGAGGUGAACCACUGUGGGACUCAGGCUCCUGUGUGGCUGUCCCUGGCCGAGGGUGAGUCCCUGCCGGGGCUGCUGGAGGUGAGGCAGCUGACUGCCUGCGCUGCCUGGCAGCUCUUCCCGGGCACCAGCAAAGACUGCUGCAUGUUCCGCAUCCCGGUCACCAUCCGCAACUGUGGAGACUUCAAUGUUUACCUGCUCCAGCCUACGCAGGGAUGCAUGGCAUACUGCGCUCAGGAGAUGUCGGACACUUCACCCACAACGUCGCUGAGUUGCGGCCCCGACGAGGUGACCGUCGAUGGAACAUGUCAAACUGAGCAGCCUCCCACUCCAACGGCACCAGUGAUUGUCUCAGAGGUGACAGGAAAGUCCGUCUACCUGAAGUGCAGCUUUGGGAGCAGCUCCAACAGCUCCCUGGGUUACGUGGUGGCCUGGUCCCGCCUCUCACCUGAGGGCAGGAAGGAGGAGCUCAAACAGGAGACCACCAUCCAGACCGCCGCCUUUAUCGAGCUGGACGGCUUCAACCUCCGUCUGGGGGACAAGAUUUACUGCUCCAGCUCCAGUUUCUUCUUGGACUCGCCCGACAUCCGUGGUGCUUCAGUGGAAAGUCCGGAGUUCUUUGCUGGGAUUAUGCUAAGACCAGAGGUGAGCAGUGUGUCUGAGGACGGGAGGCUGUAUGAGCUGGUGGUUGAGAGCACAGUUCCUGUCCCGUGUCUGGAAGAGUCCUCCUCCUCCACAGAGCAGUGCACUCUGUCUCUGCAGCUCAGCACAAGCAGUGAAGAUGAGGGCUUGUUGGGUGCAGAUCUGUCUCUGUCCUCCUGUGUGGUGGAUCUGUCCCGGGGCCCCUGUAGGGACGGGGUUUGUAGCCGAGCUCUGAUCCACUUCAGCCCAGUCACUGACUUUCACAAAGAUGGCAACAGGACAACUCAGAUCUCUGUUAAAUCCAUCGUCACACAGAAUUUUCUCUGGAACGGAUACUCACCAGAACCAGUUGAGAUAACAGUGAAGGAAGUCCCCUCAGCCUACUGCUACUCCUUCACUGAUCCUCACAUGAUCACAUUUGAUGGCAGGCACUAUGAGAACUACCAAGUUGGCACCUUUGUUCUCUACAAGAGCAUUUUGAGGCCGUUUGAGGUCCAUGUUCGUCAGUGGGAGUGCGGCAGCGUGGUGCACGCCGCCUCGUGUGUGUGCGGCUUCGUGGUGAGGGACGCCGGCAAUGUCAUCGCUUUUGACAUGUGCAACGGAGAAAUGGGUGAAACCAAACCUCACCUGUUUGUGAAGAACAGAGACCUGACCAAGAGCGGCAUUCGCAUCACAGAGUCCUACCAGGGACGCAAAGUCACGAUUACUUUGUCGUCGGGAGCGUUUGUUCGAGCCGACGUCUCUGACUGGGGAAUGAGUCUGACGCUGAGAGCUCCCAGUUCAGACCGGAGCCACACCGAGGGCCUGUGUGGGACCUUCGACGGACAGUCGUCCAACGACCUCCACUCAGCAGGGGGCGCCACACUGGACCAUCUGCACGCUUUUAUCUCUGAAUGGAGGCUCCCUCCAGGCAGCAGCCUGUUUGACACCGUGCCAUCCCACCUGAGUACACUGAGCCCCCGCAAGUACUGUAACUGUCAGGCAGGGCCCCGCCUCACAUCUCCCAGAGCCCGAUCUAGACCGGUUCCCUCCUCCGACUCCAUCUGCUCUCAUCAUGGCAACGUGCACCUCCCCAGUGUCAUCCCUACUCUGGACGUCACAGCCGAGUACAUCGGCUCGGUGGAGCUACUCAAAGGUGAAGGAAAUGACAGACAGCCGCUGCCUGCAGGUCACUCCGGCCAAAACUCCCAGGAUCGAGGUAGUGACGCUCGGGCGCGUGAAAGAAGCUUCUCCUUGAGAGCCUCCAGGGAUGGAGCUUCAACCUCAGCUCAGCACCAGCGACGCAGAGGCAGGCGGCAGUCCCACCGUUACAUUUCUAACUCUCCACACCAAAGCCUCAGCCAGUCUGAUCUGGAGGGGUUUUCCUACUUUUUCCCAGAGGACCACGAAGCACCAGUUCCACCAGACUCUUCCCUAACGUGGCCCACACCUUCUGGCAUGACCGAGCAGCAGGCCAGGACUCAGUGUCAGCAGGCUGUGGCAGGCUCCAGCAUAGCGCUGGGAUGCAGCCGCCUGUUAGAAGAGUCAAUAAUUAGCCGCGUGGAAGCUAUGUGUGUUAGCGACCUGCAACUGAAGGAUGAGCAGUCAUGGCUGAAUGCAACUUUACCGCUGCUGGAAAAUGAGUGUGAGAGGAGGCUAAUUGAGGAGAGGAGGAGAGAAGAAGAGUACAAGGAUGUUCUGGAUGUCCUCAAGUGUCCCAAUCUGUGCAACGGCAAUGGCCAGUGCUCAGAGUGGGGUUGUGUCUGCUUCCCAGGAUUUGGGUCAUAUGACUGCAGUUUGCUGUCUGACCAGAUCCCAGAGAUCACUGAGCUGGAGAAGGAGGGUCUGUGUGACGUCCGACAGGGAGGCUGCUCCACCGUCAAGGUCUACGGUCAAGGCUUCAAGGACUACUACGAGCUCAAGUGUGAGUUUGUUAAAGAAAAGUUUGAGGAUUGGGAGUGGGUUCUGGACGAUCCCCAGUUUGUCCUGGCCAUGUUUCUGGAUGCGACGGCUCUGGAGUGCCAGCUCCCCCUGGAGGACAGCCGGGCUCCUGCAGAGCUGGACCUGGCAACAGUGACAAACAGACCACUGGCCCGCUGGCAGAUUAAAGUAUCCAAUGAUGGCUACAGCUACAGUAACGCCAAGAUACUGACUCUGUAUGACGGAGCCUGCCAGAUCUGCAGCCUCAACACUGAGGUCCUCUGUACCCUGAGGGAGAAAACCUGCAACAUUGACGGCCUAUGUUACAGGGAGGGGGAGUCCAAUCCCAGCAGCCCUUGCCUCACAUGUCGCCCGGACUCGUCCAAACACACAUGGUCCAUAGCAGAGAAGAACGAGCCCCCGGUGCUCCAGUCGUUGCCGUUUCAUCUCCGAUCCUACCAGGGGGAGGAUUUCAUCUACCAGCUACAGGCUCGGGACCCCGAGGGCUCAGCGGUGCUCUUCACCCUGGAAUCAGGUCCUGAAGGGGCAUCUCUGUCUCCGGCCGGCCUGCUGAUGUGGAAGACUGAAACUACAGACACACACACUUUCCGGUUUACUGUGACGGACGACUGUAACGCUGAGACCAGAGCCUCCAUACAGGUGUCUGUGCGUUCCUGUGAAUGUCUGAAUGGAGCUUCCUGUGUGACCAACAUCAACCUCCCUGCCGGCAGCGGGGAAUACCUGUGUGUCUGUCUCAAUGGAUUUAAAGGAGAAAGGUGUGAGGUGGACAUUGAUGACUGUAAACCUAACCCUUGCAGACUGGGUCGCUGCAUUGACGGCCCCAACUCCUUCUCCUGUAUCUGUCCACCUGGAAUGACAGGCCGCACAUGUAGAGAAGAUAUAGAUGAGUGCAUCUCGCAGCCUUGCUUUCCUGGAGUGGGCUGUAACAACAGGCUGGGCUCUUUCAUCUGCGGAGUCUGUCCACAAGAAUACAACGGUGACGGGAAAAUGUGCACGCGAAAUCAAGAGUCUCCGGUCAAAGCAGUGACCACACCAGAAAGAGUACAGCAGGUUUCAUUGAGGCCCAAACCCGCGGGCCCAUCGCCGUGCUCCAGGAGGCCGUGUCACCCGGGCGUCCAGUGUUUCCAAAGCAGCCACGUCUCAGCUGGCUUCGUCUGUGGACCGUGUCCUGCCGGUCUCUACGGAAACGGGCGGACUUGCACAGCAACAGGUCAGGGGAAAAUCACCACUGGAGCAGAUGAUCAUAUUCAUAUCAUUAAAUCAAAUUCCAGCAAGGAAAUGACUCCCACCUCCUCCUCCUCCUCCUCCUCUUCAUCGUCUCCCACCUCACCCAGACGAACCCACACUAUUGACAGAAAGACCACAGCGACGCCGCAGAAUCAAAUGGCCACCAGAGUGUUCGCCCCCACCGUGCACAGAGGUCAACCCAGCUGGGUAGAGCUGAACCCCGACCUUACCACCGGGGUCAAAUGGGGGUCACCAUAUCUCCAUGUGACCUGUGCUGACUCUCCCUGCUUCUCCGGUGUUCCCUGUGAGCCCACCGUCACCGGCUCCUUCAAGUGUGGACGUUGCCCGUACGGCUACACCGGAGAUGGAGUCACAUGUAAAGCCGUGUGCAGGUAUCAGUGUGGCAGGAACAUGGAGUGCACUCUGCCCAACACCUGCACCUGCCAGGAAGGCUACACCGGAUACAACUGUCAUAUUGCCGUGUGUCGACCUGACUGCAAGAACCAGGGGAAAUGUGUGAGACCUAAUGUGUGUGAAUGUCCCGCGGGUUACAGCGGGCCCACCUGUGAGGAAGCGAGCUGUGAGCCGCCUUGUCAACAUGGAGGCACCUGUCUGGCCAGAAACCUGUGUACCUGCCCCUACGGCUUCGUGGGACCCAAAUGUGAAAUCAUGGUGUGUAACAGGCACUGUGAAAAUGGAGGCGAGUGUGUUUCUCCUGAUGUCUGCAAAUGCAAACCUGGCUGGUAUGGACCCACAUGUAACUCAGCUCUCUGUAACCCCGUCUGUUUGAAUGGAGGAACAUGCAUUAAGCCAAACAUCUGUGCCUGUCCCAGUGGCUUCUAUGGCUCCCAGUGUCAAAUUGCCGUAUGCAGUCCACCUUGUAAGAAUGGAGGUCAGUGUAUGAGGAACAAUGUGUGCUCCUGUCUUGAAGGCUACACGGGAAAAAGGUGUCAAAAGAGUGUAUGUGAGCCGAUGUGCAUGAACAAAGGUAAGUGUGUGGGACCGAACACAUGCUCCUGUGCGUCAGGAUGGAGAGGGAAGAGGUGCAACAUACCCGUCUGCCUGCAAAAGUGUAAAAAUGGUGGCGAGUGUUUGGGACCAAACACCUGCCACUGUCCCACCGGCUGGGAAGGUCUUCAGUGUCAAACACCGGUCUGUAAACAGCGGUGCCUGAACGGAGGGAGGUGUGUCCUUCCUGACUACUGCCACUGUCGGAAAGGCUACAAGGGCCUCACCUGCGCACUUAAGGCGUCGCAAGCAUGAUGGAGAAGAAAAGAGAAACGGGAUGAACGAAGCUUCGAAGUGCACAAAGCAAGGAGAGAGCAUCAUGGACUGUGUGUGUGUGUGUGCGGUGCUCUGUGCACAUUUGAAGGCUAACAGGGGGACAUGAUGUAUUGCACUUGUCUGCUCUGUAUAUCACUACCUCAAGGCUCACAGUCACACACAUCUGUUACAUGCAUCAGCAGAGGCUUUCCACAGAUGUGUGCGUGUUACUGCACAGUGUUGUGUAAAAUACGUAAAUGACAAAUGAUGUUUCAGUGAUUAUUCAUUCAUACGCUGUAGGUCAUUGCCAGCAAGCUUUUAGCCAAUUUAGCCAAAUUAAAUCUUUGUUUGUUUCUCACUUCUGAGAAACAUAAAUGCAAGUCUGCUUUAUUGAUUAAGCCUAAUUUAGAUGGUACACACCAGUAACUUGUUUAACUGAAGAUUUGAAUGUGUUGCCACUUUAUUGCUUUUAUUAAUAUAUUGUUUGAUUGGGUAAAGUAAUGACCACCUUUUAGAGUUAUAU